UAUCACUAACAAUCAUUUAAUUCCCUUAAAAAAUAUGCUAAUGUACCUUUGUUCUUUAUUUUACACAUAAAUUGGUUUUAAGUGAACUAUGCAAUAAUCGCUGUUCACUCCGUGACCAACAACCAACAUCUACUUUGAAGUGUUCGCUACCUAAAAAAAUCUUGUUUUUGCCUUCGACCGUUUCUAAAUCUGCAGAAAUCUACAGAUAUUGAAACAUGGAAUUAAAGUACGCCCUGUCUAUCAGAGGAUUAUUGAAGAUCAUCGAGUUUAUUGUUCUUAUCAUCGGAUUUGCCCUCUUUCUCGACAUAAGCAUCGAUACCGAGGAAAUGUGCAGAAGAGAAGGAUGGUCUUGCAAACUUCCCAUUGAGCUUUACUUAUUUUUGGUGUUUACAAUCGUAGCUGCAAUUCUGACUUUGGUUACUUUCGUUGAUCAUCUUCUUAACCCCGCAUCGAUGAACCCGAUUACAGCAAAAAUCGCAUAUUUGGAACUCAUGUCCUGUGUUAUAUCAGCUAUUCUGGUUCUGAUUGGUUCCUCAUGUCUAGUGUCUGUAAUCGCAAAAGAAACGGUACAGGAUGUCACAGGCUGUGGGUGCGGAUUCCUAGCAUUUGUUCUGCUGACGGUGGAAAGUGCUUUCCUGUAUCGUACGGCAAGCUCGAUUUCUGGAUAAAUUGGCAACUGUUCAUCACGGCAAAAGACACACUUGAACCGCACAGGCCUAGUUGAAGCCAUCCUGAAAAAAAGUUGUUUCCUUCCACUGGUGGCCAAAAUAAUAUCCAGGAGGGAGGAUUGUAGAAGGGUUUUUUUUUACCGCCGCUUGCCCCGGCCCCUGCAUGAUAUCAACGCACAUUUCAUUUGUUUUUUAGUAUGCCCGAAAAAUUAAAUCACAUUUUAGCGGUGUUUGUUCAAAAUCGAUAUUAAGCAUGUGUUGACAUUUAAAUGUUGAUAGGUGAAAGGGUUCAUAACUCUAAUACUCUGAGUCGGUUAAAGGUUUUUAAAUCGAUUUUGUCGUUGCAUGGCAAUGCAUUUAUUUUUUUUUUUUUGAUUUUCUCACCACGCCAGGGAUCCUGUUAUAUAAUUUUUAAAAAAAAUGUUAAUGGAUCACACAAUCGAAUGACUUGAAUGGACGAAUAAAGUGCCUAAUCUACAAAUUUAUUAAUCAAAAAUCGAUAUCAAAACAUGGUUAUUGUUGUUAACCCAGGGCUCUAUGUAUAUAUUAUACAAACAGCUGUCCUUCUAGGGCUUUAUUUCAGAAGGAUCAUUUUAAUUUUGUCUUAGUAUUCAUGAUUGUUGGUGGAAUUCUUCUUUUUCUCUUUUGUUGUCGGGUGGACGUAAAAAAAUAUAUAUAUAUUGGCCUGGUGUUCUGCUUGCCUUUUUUAUUAUUGCCACAAGUCUACGUUUUUAUUAUUUUUCUCAAUUAAAUCAGGUAUGGCGCGCACAAAGUGUAAUAAGAGUUAGUAACCCAAAAUUAGGACCUGCAACCCAGGCUAGACCAACUGCAGUUUAGCACAUCUGGACGCUUUGGCCUCUACCUAGCAUAAUCUCUACCUAUCAUAAAUCUUAAAAUAUUCUUCAGCGAUAUAUUCAAUUACUGACCAUAUGCUCCAAGAUGUCUCUCAUAAUGUUAUACCUGUAGAUGGGAAAGGUGUAUCUGUAACUCAUGUAUAAUUAUAUUAUUAUGUGGUGGCCUCUUAGAUUUGUUUUUAGAGUAAGUGGUUAUCCAUUAGUAGCCCUAUAUGUCAGUUAGUUUGUUUAUAUUAAUAUUUUUUUCAUUUAAAUUAUCCAUUUAAUUUUCAUAAUGCUUUUUAACUUUUAAUGUUUUUAUGUGAUGGAUUUUAACGCUUGUCAUUAAUAUAAGCCUAUAUAAACGCAUAAUAAUGUGACUUGAUUUUACUAUUUUAUUUAAUUAUUUCGGAAUAAAGUUAUACUUGAAUUCAAUUGAAUCUGUACCGUAUUCAGCUAUGAAUACUAUGCUUAGGGCGAAUCAAUUUUAUUUUCUGCCUAUUAAUUGUUCGUGCGAAAUCACCAUUAAAAGAAUACAGAGUUGUCUUUAAUACUGUGUCCGAACAUUUCUGAAAAUAGGCUCCCAUUGCUAGAGUGUGUCUAUGCCAUACUGCUUUAGUAAUUAUGUUUACUAAUAAAAUAUCCACAUGGGAA
This is a messenger RNA of Anneissia japonica, 2155 nucleotides long. RefSeq lists its product as uncharacterized. Lineage: Eukaryota; Metazoa; Echinodermata; Crinoidea; Comatulida; Comatulidae. The transcript has 5 exons. The record is from RefSeq and is a predicted model, not a curated record. The coding region runs from base 216 to 668 and encodes 150 amino acids.